Molecule: messenger RNA, 1724 nt
Organism: Rubroshorea leprosula
Lineage: Eukaryota; Viridiplantae; Streptophyta; Magnoliopsida; Malvales; Dipterocarpaceae
Source: the annotation of a GenBank genome assembly
CAAAAACCUCUCAUAAAUAAAAUCGAAUAAAACCCAAACCCUAAAACAUUACCAGUAAUUGGAAUUUGGGUCUUAUACAUGGAAAUGGAGGAGAGUUUCAAUGUUAGAGUCAACAAAAUAUUCGGUUCUCUCUCCUCCUCUUCCUCCUCCUCCUCCUCGUCGUCGUCGUCAUCGUCAUCGUCGUCCUCCAAAUCACAGUCACUCAGCUCUCUGUGGUGCCUCACGGACGACGAAAUUGAGAAACAAGAAUGGAACCGAGACAAGGACAGUCCCGAGCCGGAGCUCCAAGGCAAACAAUUUUGUCUGAACAAAGAAUUUGGAGAAAAGAAGCCGAUGGAUUUCCGUACGGAGCUAGAGAAGGACCUUGAUGACUUGGACGACGAUGUGGAGGAGGCAGGUGCGUCGUCGACGUUGACCUCGAGUAAAGGUGUUAAACCAGACGAUUAUAACGAUGAGGAGUGGGAGAUUAAGUCUUCAAUUGGAUUGGACUGCACUCUUGAUUAUGAGGAAGAGGAAGAUGAGUAUGAUAAAUUGGCUGUUGGCAAGAAGGGUGUCCAUUACCUGUAUAUGGAUGAUGUAAAUGAUUAUGAGACAGAAGCUGAUUCUUACCAUGGACUUCCAACUUCAUUCAAGGAUGUCAUUAGGGAUCCACGUGCAAAUCACAUAGCUGCAAAGAUAAGGCUCAAAGAAGAUGCUGAAGCUGCUAAGAGAAGACUUGAAGAAGACGCAGAAGCUGCUAAGAAAAUCAAUUCCUUGCGGGUGUCUGACAAUGAUGCACCUGCUAAUAUAUAUGCUCAAAUUAGCACAUCUGAGGAUGGUAAUCUGAAAUCAAUUCUCAAGAGGAAGGAUGUUGAGUCUGAUUCAAAGUCGCAAAAACGUGUUCGGUUUGAUUCUGAAUGUAAAUAUGAUGGUCAUGAGGGGUCUGAAGGAACCAAAGAUGCUACAAUGGAGACUUGCCCUGCUGAGGAAGCAAAAGUUUCUAACCAAGUAUCAGUGUUGCCUCAGGAUUUUCCUUCUGGAGUUCCUGAUUACGUGCGUAAUCCUUCAAAGUACACGCGUUAUACUUUCGAUUCAUCAAGUAACAUUGAUGAGGAAUCUAAUCGGCAAGCAUAUAUGGACUUUCUUAAGGUGCUUAAGAAGUCAGAGACUACUGAAUCAAAACCAGAUGAUUCUUCCGAUGAACCAAAAUCGGUUACUUUCAUACCAAGAAGGAAAUGUAGUGAUGCUACUAUGGGAGAAAGUAGUGUACAGUCAAAACAAAAGCUGGCAGAUUAUGACCAGGAGCCUAUGCAGAAGAGAGGCUUGCCCAUUGGCAUUGCAGCUGAAGAUACAGAUGAGGAUGAAGUUUGCAUGAUGGAGGAAGAUGAACCACAAACAACAGGUGAUAAGAAAAGCAGCUCACAGAGGUCAGGCCGCAAAUAUCGGAUGAAACCAUGCUCAGAGCUUGAUUAAUCUAAUAUUUGACUACUUCAUGCACAUUUGACCUGUGUCUGGAUUGCUAGUUUCUACUUUUUAGUUGAACUGGUUGAGCAUUUGCAUCUGAAAUGUUCUUAACUUUGGGUGUUUAUUAUGAAGACGACACUCUGCUUACUCUGUAAAUAAUGACAAAAGAAAAUUCUGUAGUACGAGGAGGCCUUAGACCCUCCCAUCCCAUGUGCCCUUGAUCCUUUUCUGUGUCUAGAGGAAAGCAAUUUAUCACUCUCAAAUAACCCGUGGUACCCUUU